Molecule: messenger RNA, 4435 nt
Organism: Oncorhynchus masou masou (cherry salmon)
Lineage: Eukaryota; Metazoa; Chordata; Actinopteri; Salmoniformes; Salmonidae
Product: netrin-G1-like
Exons: 7
Coding region: 313-1731 (472 amino acids)
Biological process (GO): substrate adhesion-dependent cell spreading; tissue development; animal organ morphogenesis
Cellular component (GO): basement membrane
Source: RefSeq, a predicted model, not a curated record
GCAGCCACUACCGCUCCGACGCAUCCUUCUACUCUGCCCCGCAAAAGCGUUUAAAAGUCACCACGUUAUGCACGGUCGAUUUGAAGGAGUCCCCGUUUAAAUGUAUUUCAAUGACUGGUGAACUUGGAAAGAGGAAAGGGCACUUACUGACUGACAGCCACAACGAUGAUUUAAAAACACACCAACCUAACGACAUCACACACACACCCCCAUUGGCUCACGAGGAGGAAGAUACAACACAUUGGCCCCGCCCCUUCACACUGUCUUUGGACAAAAAAAAAAACAGCCGCUUAGUCACGAUAGGACGAGGAGAUGCGUUUUCCGAUGAUGUUGACCCUGCAGGCGGUGUGUGUGUGUGUGACUGUGUGUGUGGCCAUGCAGCAAUACCCAGCUGCCUGGGGCCACUAUGACGUGUGUAAGAGUCAGAUCUACACAGAGGAAGGGUUAACGUGGGACUACAUGGCCUGUCAACCAGAAGCUACAGUCCUGACCAAGUACUUGACCGUCAGCCUGGACCCGCCCAAUAUCACCUGUGGAGACCCACCUGAGACAUACUGCGCACUGGAAAACCCUUACAUGUGCAACAACGAGUGUGACGCCUCCACAGAUGAACUAGCCCACCCUUCAGAGCUCAUGUUCGAUUUCGAGGGCCGCAACCCAACAACCUUCUGGCAGUCCAGUUCUUGGAAGAAGUACCCCAAACCCCUGGAGGUCAACAUCACACUGUCCUGGAACAAAACUAUCGAGCUGACUGACGACAUCGUCCUCACCUUUGAGUCCGGCCGCCCUGAGCAGAUGCUUCUGGAGAAAUCGCUAGACUACGGUAAAACCUGGACCCCUUACCAGUUUUACGCUACCGACUGCCUCGAUGCCUUCACCAUGGAGCCCAAGACGGUCAACGAGCUGACCCAGCGAACCCUCCUCGACAUUAUCUGUACUGAGGACUACUCCCGUGGCUACGUGUGGAAGUACGAUAAAACAGUCCGCUUCGAGAUCAAGGACCGGUUUGCGCUGUUCGCCGGGCUGCAGCUGUACAACAUGGCGUCGCUCUACGGUCAACUGGACACCACCAGGAACCUACGGGACUUCUUCACUGUGACGGACCUGAGGAUACGGCUGCUGAAACCAGCCACCGGGUCCACCAUGGUGGAUGAGAACAACCUGUCCAGAUACUUCUACGCCAUCUCUGACAUCAAGGUGCAGGGAAGGUGUAAGUGUAACCUGCACUCCAACAGCUGUGUGUUUGACAAGGACAAGGGGAAGCUGGGGUGUGAGUGUGAACACAACACAACAGGACCAGACUGUGGCCGCUGUAAGAGACACUACCACGGACGACCCUGGAGCAUCGGAUCCUACCUGCCCAUUCCCAAAGGAACUGCUAACAUCUGUAUCCAUAGCAGUCAUGGACCAGUGCAUCGAGCUAAUGCUUCAUCUCUGGGUGUUGCAAACCGUAAUCAAGCUCAUGUGUGUGACAACGCCAUGCUUCUCUGUCAGAACGGGGGAACGUGUCACCACCAUCAGCGGUGCCACUGUGCUACAGGCUUCACUGGCAUCCUUUGUGAGAGAGAACGAUGCCAGGGUCCUGGUGCCUGUGAGGAGUACCCCACGUCUGGGCAACCACCCCUCCAUCACCCCCCCCUCUUCCACUACCUCUACCCUCUCCUGCUGGGCCCCCCAGGUUUGCUCCUCCUCACCCUGCUACUCCCCCUGGUGAUGAUAGGGUUCUGUUGACAAUCGCUGUAUUCAUUACAAUUGGCCAGGGAACUAUGAACUUGGAAAGAUCUACUUGGCCUUAUUGCGUUUUGAUAGGACAGGAGAAAGACAUCUCUAACCACAUGUCUUGGGACAGCAGAAUCAUCUUGGGGAAAGGAAAAGAAACUUCAGCACCUAAAGACACCAAGAUGGGACCAUCCAGAGACACUGACCGAGAUACAAAAAUGCGAUCAUGACUGAUAUGAGGUAGAAGUGCAAGUGUUUGCUGAUGAACUAGAUGAUUAACGAAGAUAUGCUUUUGGUCAGAGACAGACAGACAGACAGACAGGGAAAAAAAACACAUCUGAUUUACAGUGAAAUCUAUAAACUAUAAUCGCACAAUGGCUGUGUCUCAAAUGGUACCCUCUUCCCUAUAUAGUGCACUACUUUUGUCUAGGGCCCAUGAGGAAUAGGCUGCCAUUUAUGAAGACAACAAUGUGUGUGACCUAGAAACUCUGUUAGAAACUCUGUCAUUCAUUGGGGACAGACUCAACAUCUUCACAGUUGUUAUCCCACUUCAUGUGGAUCAUUUGAGACAGACUCAACAUCUUCACAGAUGUUAUCCCACUUCAUGUGGAUCAUUGGAGACAGACUAGUCAUCUUCACAGAUGUUAUCCCACUUCAUGCAGAUCAUUGGAGACAGACUAGUCAUCUUCACAGAUGUUAUCCCACUUCAUGUGGAUCAUUGGGGACAGACUCAUCUUCACAGAUGUUAUCCCACUUCAUGUGGAUCAUUGGAGACAGAUGUUAUCCCAUUUCAUGUGGAUCAUUGGAGACAGACUAGUCAUCUUCACAGAUGUUAUCCCACUUCAUGUGGAUCAUUGGAGACAGAUGUUAUCCCACUUCAUGUGGAUCAUUGGGGACAGACUCAUCUUCACAGAUGUUAUCCCACUUCAUGUGGAUCAUUGGGGACAGACUCAUCUUCACAGAUGUUAUCCCACUUCAUGUGGAUCAUUGGGGACAGACUCAACAUCUUCACAGAUGUUAUCCCACUUCAUGUGGAUCAUUGGGGACAGACUAGUCAUCUUCACAGAUGUUAUCCCACUUCAUGUGGAUCAUUGGGGACAGACUAGUCAUCUUCACAGAUGUUAUCCCACUUCAUGUGGAUCAUUGGGGACAGACUCAUCUUCACAGAUGUUAUCCCACUUCAUGUGGAUCAUUGGGGACAGACUAGUCAUCUUCACAGAUGUUAUCCCACUUCAUGUGGAUCAUUGGGGACAGAUGUUAUCCCAACCAAACACCAUGACAUUGUACAAAACAAACGAGGAAUCAUCAUUUGAACUCUGGAUCUGUUGUCUGACUACAAAGUGGAUGAGGAGACGAGGAGAUGUCCAUUAUUUUGCUCCCUUCACCUUUUUCCUACCUCCUUGUUACCUUACCUUACUUCCUUUCCUCAAAUAUAUUCCAACUACUUGUGCUUUGGUGACGCUAGUGAUUUUGGUUGGCUGCUGAAAAAAAUGCCAUUUUGACAAAAUUCUGCACACGUGUUACGAUCCAAGCCAGUCCCUUGACUACCGGACGACUGUGAGAAGAAUAUUACUCUUGUUCUUUUUUUUGUCGUCGUUGGAGGAGGAGGAGGCUUCGUAGUCAUGGCAACGCUUGCUGAGAUCACACGUAUUGGAUAAAAUUAUGUAUCAUAUUGUAUUGUAGCUGUAUUAAAUUUUUUGGUACAAAACAAAAGAUAUUUUUUGUGACUUUAAGUAAAGGAAAAAGAUGUCUUACUUUUAGUUUUUAUAUAAUUUCCUUCCUGCUUAGGGUGGCAGUGUAACUCCUGAGGAUGUCUACGACUCACGUAUACAUGUAUACAUGUUUUCACCUGCUGACACCUCAAUGAAUCUCUUUGAAAGACACACUCAAACACAAUACACUUACAAAAAAGAGAAAUCCAGUGUUUUUAUUAUUGCUUUAGAGAAGAACAGAUCAUCCAAGAUCUCUUAUCGCAGGGCAGCCCAACCCUCUUCCUGGAGAUCUACCGUCCUGUAGGUUUUCAGUCCAACCCUCUUCCUGGAGAUCUACUGUCCUGUAGGUUAUCAGUCCAACCCUCUUCCUGGAGAUCUACUGUCCUGUAGGUUUUCAGUCCAACCCUCUUCCUGGAGAUCUACUGUCCUGUAGGUUUUCAGUCCAACCCUCUUCCUGGAGAUCUACUGUCCUGUAGGUCAUCAGUCCAACCCUCUUCCUGGAGAUCUACUGUCCUGUAGGUUUUCAGUCCAACCCUCUUCCUGGAGAUCUACCGUCCUGUAUGUUUUCAGUCCAACCCUCUUCCUGGAGAUCUACUGUCCUGUAGGUUAUCAGUCCAACCCUCUUCCUGGAGAUCUACUGUCCUGUAGGUUUUCAGUCCAACCCUCUUCCUGGAGAUCUACUGUCCUGUAGGUUUUCAGUCCAACUCUCUUCCUGGAGAUCUACUGUCCUGUAGGUUUUCAGACACUAAGCUUUAUGCUGACAAAUACUGUAUAGAUUUAUAAAUGCAAAAUAGCCUUCUAAAUAUGCCAAUCCUUAACAUAGAAAUUAAAUAAUUUCAAUAGUUAUUUUGCCACUGGUUAAGGACUGUAGUUUUUAAUUGAAGAAAAAAAAUGAAGCAAAUCAAUCGUAUAAUAGGUAAGGAUUUAUAUAUUCAAUAGAAAGUAAAAUAUACAGUUUGUUCAUCAACAUCUUUGUGUUUUUGUUAAUAAAUGAAUAAUGAAAA